Messenger RNA from Cornus florida, 930 nucleotides. RefSeq lists its product as uncharacterized. The transcript has 2 exons. The record is from RefSeq and is a predicted model, not a curated record. Bases 1 to 930 code for a protein of 309 amino acids. Lineage: Eukaryota; Viridiplantae; Streptophyta; Magnoliopsida; Cornales; Cornaceae.
AUGGAUAUGAAUGUGGAACAAUGUGGUGAUCAUCUCAUAAUUGAAGAAGAAGGGGUGGCUGAAGUUACAAAAGAUGGAAAAUUGUUAUGGGAUGACUCACUCACUGAAAAAUUCUGUGAUAUUAUGGAGGAACAAGUUAAGGUUGGUAAUCGUACUGACACAACAUUUAAACCAAAUGGUUGGACUACAAUGGUAAAACAAAUGAAGAUUCAAACAGGGAGAAAAUUUGACAAAACCCAACUUCGGAAUAAGUUUAACAGUUUGAGGAAAAUUUAUGUCAAAUUUAAGAAAUUGUUAUCGAAGACUAGCGUGGGAUAUAACCAUGAGACGGGCAUAGUUAUAGUUGAGGAAGAGAGAUGGGAGGUUAUUACGGGUGCAAAUAAGUUUCGCAGACAUGGAUAUAAGGAUUUUGACAAGAUGUCGACUAUAUUUGGAGACACAUAUGCAACAGGGAUGCAUGCCCACCCUUCCACUACAGCACCCCCCGCAAUCAUUUUGUCCACUCCCAAUGAUGACGAUGAUGAGGAAGAGGGUUGUAACGUCAGUCCCCCACCUUUACGUAAAGGUAAGAAUUCCAAAAGAGAUAGUUUAUCUCCCAGUAUGGCUGCGCUCUUGUCAAAUAUGGAUGAGAAUUCUGCAAAGAGAACUGAGAGAAUGGAAGCUGCAAUAGAGAAAGUAAUUAAAGCUUCUUCUACUUCUACUCGUGUAUCUUCAUGUGAGAAAGGAGAUGAUGAAGUUCUCUCUCCCUCUAAAAAGGAUAGAAAUGAUGAAAUGUUUGAUGCCUGCAUGCUUCUUUUACAAAAAAUACUUGGAAUUGAGAUGGCCCAAUUCGCUAAGGUAUUGAAGCUUUUACAUGAUUAUGAGAAGUGGCAGAAAUUUUUUCUUUCAGCACCUGAGGAGCUGAGAAAUGGUUGGGCACUGAAUGUUUGA